UUUCUAUACUAUUUUUAAAGUGACUAAAGGAAAUAUUUUAGUGUAUUUAUCGGAUGUUUGAAAAUUGUUAGCAUAUUAAGAAUAUUAUAUAGGAUUUAAAUUUUGUAUUACACAAUAAGACAUUGAAUUGAGGUUGAAAUAUGUGACUGAAGAGACAUUAAUGUCUGUUUAUUUCUAUAAAAGCUCUGGAUUAAAAUGGCGUCGAAAAAUAUUGCACAAAUGACAGAAAAGAAAGUGUGGAGGAAAUCUCUUAAUUGUUUACGGAGUGAUAAUUAUAUAAGAGAAGACAGUGACGUUAUAUUUGAAAAUUUCUCUAUGUUUAUUGAAUUAGAAAAUCGUGCAUCUUUAACUUUGGAUCAGUUAGACGCCUUGGAUCAAGAUGUUGAUUAUGACAGCCCGGAAAGAGGUUUAAAAGAAAACGUACAGUCGUCAGAACAUUUAAAAGACUCUUGCUCCGGGGUAGGAUUUUCCUCUACUGUGCAGGGCGAUGAAGGGGGAUCAGCUAUUAAGGCUGGAGCAUACGAUGCCGCUUUCGAUAACAAUAUCGAUGAAAUAGAUUACUUUGAUAAAGAGGAAGAAUACAUGGAAACUCAUGGACUGAGAUUUGACGUAGAAGACGUUUCAAAUCCUUAUGAAGACUCAUCGAAAAGUAUAAAUGACGAAAGAAUGGGGCAAUAUAAAGACAUUUCUAUAUACAGAAGGUCAAUACAAAACUUUGCAACAACCAAUCAUUUUGAAAUUCAUGACGUCAGUCCUGAUGGAAACUCUAUGUUUCGGGCUCUCGCUGAUCAGUUCAUGAUCAAUGGUCGCAUCGGGUUUACAGCUGAACGUUUACGAUGUUCAGUAGUAGCGUGAGUAUUCUGACUUCAGGUAUUACUUGAGGCA
Saccostrea cuccullata (small rock oyster) is the source of this 885-nucleotide messenger RNA. RefSeq lists its product as uncharacterized. The transcript has 2 exons. The record is from RefSeq and is a predicted model, not a curated record. The coding region runs from base 196 to 855 and encodes 219 amino acids. Lineage: Eukaryota; Metazoa; Mollusca; Bivalvia; Ostreida; Ostreidae.